AUGGCUGGAUACCCAGGCCUUAUGGAAGGUAGUGGUGGAGGCGGACCCCAGAUGGGAGGACUAGAAGGCAUGGUAGGCGGCAUGCCGCCGCGAUCGGCGGAGUCGCCUUCUCAGGCCACUCUACCCCCAGCCACUCUGCAACAGCAACAGAAGCAGUUUAACCAAUCACCUCAACAGCGCCAACAGCCUCAGCAAGUCUGGCAGCAACAGCAGCAACCAGGACAGGGUCCCGGUGGCAACCACCAGAUCGCCAUGGUGUCCCAGCAGCAUCAACAACAGCAGCGCUCUUAUUCCGUCAUGCAGUCUAACCAGUCCAUGAUGAGCUCUCAGAUGCAGCAACAGCAUAUGUAUCAAACGCCGGGAAUUUCUGGUCCUACGAUGGUGGUUGGUGGUGGCCCGUCCUACGAAAUGCGCCCGGCCGCUGGUCAGAUGCAUGCAGGUGGUGGAGGUCUCAAACCGCAUCCGGUGAUACAGCAGGCAGGUAUGACACCCGACAUGUGUCAGCCACAGCGUAUGCGCAUAACCAAUGACCCAAACUUCACACGAUCCGCGUACUUCGCUGGAGACCAGAUGCCCCCUAUGGGUGUCCGCAAUUUUCGGGAUAGUCCCGGACACAGCGGACGUUUCCAGAUGUCCGCUGAUGGUUCUUCGCCCUCUUUCCCUGCCCCACACCAGGUUAAGAAUGGUAUGGCACCUGGCCUCAGCGAAUUCCAAGGCAACUACUCUGCUGUUGGACAAUCUAAUGCUAGCUAUGGGGGGCAAAUACCUAUGGUCAACAUGUCCUCUUAUGAGAUGCACUCACAGGUGGCUAGUCCAAACUACCGUAACGCGCACCCUCCUCCGACCUAUCCUUGCAGCCCUGCGAUGCCCCAGAUGCGUCCUGGAGGAUUCAGUCAGCAACAACCGGGGAUAUCGCCCCCACAGAACAGUUCGAUGAUGGGUUAUGGUUCUCUACAGGGCAAAGGCCAGAUAAUGGCCAUUCGGCCCAGUGGAAGAAACGCAUCUGGUCGAGGUGCGCCAGUAUUUCAAAUGCAGCAACAGCAACCCGGUCCCGGCAUGCCAAACGCGGUUGGGUCCAUGCAGCCAAUGGAAUAUGUUUUCGAACCUUCGCCUAAUCAGCAACAGCCUUCUCUUUCUCAGCACGAUCUGACUGGCGCUACGCUCCAACAUCCAGGCCAACCCAACCUUUAUGAUCCUAACGCCGUCAUCAACCACGGAGGGUCUUUACCUUACUAA
Messenger RNA from Dibothriocephalus latus, 1236 nucleotides. Lineage: Eukaryota; Metazoa; Platyhelminthes; Cestoda; Diphyllobothriidea; Diphyllobothriidae. The record is from the annotation of a GenBank genome assembly.